GGGAAGAAUGUCAUCUGUGACCGUACCGCCACCCCUCUUGAUGCCUUUAGGAUGAUGUCCGCUGCCCACUACUAUCCCAAGCUCAUGAGCAUUAUGGGUAACGUUCUCCGUUUCCUGCCUGCCUUUGUGAAGAUGAAGCAGCUGAUCCAAGAAGGCUACGUUGGAGAAUUGCUUGUGUGUGAGGUCCAGGUUCACAGCGGCAGCCUCUUGGGGAAGAAGUACAACUGGAGCUGUGAUGAUUUGAUGGGCGGUGGGGGCCUGCACUCCGUUGGUACUUACAUCAUUGAUCUCCUAACAUUCCUCACCAGCCAGAAAGCCGUGAAAGUACAUGGGUUGCUUAAGACUUUUGUGAAGCAGACGGACCACAUCAAGGGGAUACGGCAAAUCACGAGCGAUGACUUCUGUACGUUUCAGAUGGUCUUGGAAGGUGGAGUGUGUUGUACUGUGACCCUCAACUUCAACAUCCCUGGGGAAUUCAAACAAGACAUUAUUGUGGUAGGUUCUAGCGGGCGGCUGAUUGUAGUAGGAACUGACUUGUACGGGCAAAACAAUAGCUCCUCUCAGAAGGAGCUCCUCCUGAAAGAUUCCACCCCAGUCAGCAACUCCUUGUUACCUGAGAAGGCCUUCAGUGACAUCCCAUCCCCGUAUCUCCGAGGAACAAUAAAGAUGAUGCAGGCCGUCCGGCAGGCAUUUGAGGAUCAGGAUGACAGAAGGACCUGGGACGGUCGGCCGCUCACAAUGGCUGCCACAUUUGACGACUGCCUUUAUGCUUUGUGUGUGGUGGACACCAUUAAAAAAUCAAACCAACUGGGUGAAUGGCAAAAUAUUGUGAUUAUGACCGAAGAACCGGAAUUAAGCCCAGCAUACUUGAUCAGUGAAGCUAUGCGCAGGAGUCGAAUGUCUCUGUACUGCUAGCUUCUUGUCCCAUCUUGGGGGGGCGGGGGGGGGGAGGGAAAGAGGUGGAUCAGUGCAAUUCUUUCCUUACAGAAAAGAUACCUUGAGCAUCAUGCCUUGGACAAAGGAGACAAUCCAAGGAGUAACUCCUUGACACGUAAGCCGCAAUGCCUAGUUGGUGCUGUGAUAGUAGCUGCUUUUACAGGGCAUUUGAAAUCCCUGCACCGGACCGAGCAAGGACUAUUCAGGAGCCUGCUAAAAGUGUUUACAAAGUAGCAUUAUAGGUGGGUGAGAUGGGAUUCUUGUAUAACCCGCAAGUGCGUAGCUGGUUGAAUUGUGUUUACUGUAGGAAAAAAAUGGUUCAGGAAGGUCCAGUUGGGGCUUUCCUUGCCAAACAGCAGGCUGUGAAGUAGAGAAAUGUCAGAAAGUCCCUUGUGGCAGACAAAAUGGCUGACUCCUGACACAAAUGUUUUCAUAGCAGCCCUUCUGGUAAGAGCUUGCUAAUGUAUUACUGUUACAUUCAGUAACUCCAUGCACCUGCGUCAGUUAAUAGACCCAAGAGUACUUAGCAUGAAUGUAUCACUUGCAGAAAUUUGGCAGCUUGGUUUGUUGUUAUACAGCUAACAUGGAAGGUCUUGUUCUUCAGGAAUAUUUUUCCCUUUUGUUUCUUCCCUGCAACAUGAAAAGAAAACAAUAUGGGGUGUUGUGUGGUUUCCGGGUUGUACGGCCA
This is a messenger RNA of Sphaerodactylus townsendi, 1624 nucleotides long. RefSeq names its product glucose-fructose oxidoreductase domain-containing protein 1. The record is from RefSeq and is a predicted model, not a curated record. Lineage: Eukaryota; Metazoa; Chordata; Lepidosauria; Squamata; Sphaerodactylidae. The coding region runs from base 52 to 915 and encodes 287 amino acids. The transcript has a single exon.